AACAUAUAGUAAACCGCAUUGGCACUGGGUCCGCUUGUGAUCAAUAUGUCCACGUGACCUCUCGUUAGUCAGUCGAGACUCGCGUAAUUGCAAAUGCAAAAUGUCUGAAGGAACGCUUGUGUUAAAAAUGAAGUCAUAAUAUUUUGUUAACAGUUUGUGUUCUAGUGUAAAAUGCCUGCGUCAAUUGGUGUUAAUUUACGUGUGACGGGCCAUUGUAGCCAAGGCGGGAGAAAGUAUAUGGAAGAUUUGUUUUCCGUUGCGUAUCAACAAACCGAGGACGAGAGAGAUUUGGAGUAUGCCUUCUUUGGAAUUUACGAUGGGCACGGCGGGAGCGAGGCCGCAGCUUUCGCGAAGGAGCACUUGAUGGACUCUAUUGUGAAGCAGCGUCAGUUCUGGUCGGACAACGAUGAGGACGUGCUGAAAGCUAUCAGGAAUGGUUACAUGCUGACCCACUUGAACAUGUGGAAAGAGCUAGAGAAAUGGCCAAAGACUGUGACAGGAUUACCAAGCACUGCUGGCACAACGGCCAGUGUAGCUUUUAUAAGGCGAGGGAAAAUAUACAUAGGCCAUGUUGGGGAUUCUGCAAUUGUUCUUGGUUACCAGAAAGAAGGGAGCGAGGAAUGGGCCGCCAAGCCCUUAACAUCGGACCACAAACCCGAAUCCACCGCGGAAAUGGAACGUAUCCAAAAAUGUGGUGGCAAAGUGGUCUCCAAAGCGGGUGUUCCAAGAGUUGUAUGGAACAGACCCCGCCAGGGCCACAAAGGACCUAUCAAGAAGAAUACCCCAAUGGAUGAGAUCCCAUUCUUGGCUGUGGCCAGGUCCUUGGGUGACCUAUGGAGUUAUAACACACAGAAUGAUGAGUUCAUAGUCAGUCCGGACCCAGAUGUGGGAGUACUGACGAUAGACCCUACUAAAUUUAGGUGCCUAAUAUUCGGAACAGACGGUCUAUGGAACAUGAUAUCACCGGAGGGUGCUGUGAGCCUAGUGCAGGCGACGGAGAGACACAACGAGGCAGCACUUGUUGGUGGCUCUGCUAACCAGCCGAGAGACUGGCUGAACCCGUCCAAGAGCUUAGUUGACCAUGCUCUUGAGAGAUGGUCGAAUACGCGUAUGCGCGCCGACAACACGUCCGUGGUGACGCUCAUGCUGGACCCGCCCGGGCCGCCGCGCGCCACCGUGCUGCGCGCGCGCAGCAAGCCCGCGGCGGCGCCCGCGCCGGCGCCGCCGCCGGAGGAACCCGACACGAGGGCGGUGCCGCAGAACGGGCUCACCAUCAUGACGAGAUACUCGGAUGUCGACAGCAAUAAGCCUGCAAUGCCGGAGACCACAGAGAGUAGCAGAACACCGUUACCUCCGUGUGCAACCCUCGACGGGCGCUUCUCAACCGGUAGCGACGAACGCGGCGAGAAGCGCGAGCAAGACAGUGACGCGAUCGCCAACUACGGGAACCCCGCCGAGUCCUACUUCAUGGCCCGCCUUCUCCAGCGGUCCAGGUUAGUUAACACCUUGUCCUCGGUCACGAAGGAGUUGGCCGGCGAGAGGAGGGAGGAACCCGAACCGGAGCCGGCCACGGUGCUUCCGGAGCCCGAGGCGGAGAAGACGCUGCCGCCCGACGUGCCCGUCGACCCGCCGUCGCCCGCGGCCGAGGAGCCGAAGACCGACGGCGACGACGUCAGUAUACAGAUCAACGAGGUGUCCUCCAGCUCGCCGACGGAGGGCCCGCCGCGGCCGCGCGGCCGGCGACCGAAGGCGGAGGCGAGGCGCGACGCGGCGCCGCCGUCGACCAACGACCGCGUGCUGCGCUCGCACGACGCCGAGGCCGCGCCGCGCCCGCAGACCCGGCAGGCGGGCGUCCGGGCCCGGCCCGCCGCCGCCGCCGCGCCGCCCGCCGACCGCGUCGUCAUCCUCACCCGCCGCGCCCCGCCCGCGCCCGCCGCGCCGCCCGACCGCGCGCCGCCGCGCAAGCCGCCCGCCGAGCCCGAGCCGCGCGCCACGCGCUCCGCCGCGCCCCACGAGCCCCGCGCGCCCGCGGCGGGAAACUCGGCGCGCGCCCCGGGCCCGGCGCGGCGGGCCCCGGCGGCGCGGCGCCCCGCCCCCGCCCCGGCGCGCCCCCGCCCCCGCCCGCGCGGCUGCUGCAAGGAGAACCGCGCCCGCCCCCCGCCCGCGCCCGGCGCCGCGCCCGCCUCGCGCCGCUCCCCGCGCACCGCGGAUAGCGCGCCCGACGCCGAGGUGCACUCCACCACGCCGUCCGGCGCCGACGACUGCCUGCGCGCGCGCGCGCUGCGCUCGCGCAACGACGCGGCGGAGCCGGCGCCGCCGGGCAAGGCGGGCAAGCGGCGCGCGGCGGCGGAGGACGGCGUGGCGCACAAGGCGCCGCGGCUGGACGCGAGCAAGGCGCGGCUCUCCGCGGGGGAGCGCGUGGCGCGCGCGCUCAACAAGCGCGCGUCGGGCCCGUGGGCGCCGGCGCUGGCGCUGCGCAACCGCCUGCGCCGGCGGCUCGCCAAGUGACUAGUGUAGUGUGUCGCGGUCACCUGCGAGUGCGGGGAUAACGGUGCCUUCUAGUACUGCCAAAGUACUCUUUGACUUUUCAUAUUUUAUCGCCCCGGCCGGGCGGGAUCCAAAGACGACCGCGUCGUUUCCGGUCAAACUUCUGUUGUUGAUUUUUAUUUUUAGCGAUCCGCUCUCGGGGCCGCGGUCGACGCCGCGCGGCGAACGAUAGUACAAAGAGUAUAUUGAAUAUAAACGUAAGUUUAACUCGUGGACCAGGCGGAAUGAAUUAGCCCCGAUAGAUAUUUAUUUUAUGCGUAUUUACGGCCGAUAUCGUCCUGCAUUUAUCUUUAAGCGUGUGAAAAUUAAAUUUUCAUCACCGAGGCUACAUGUAACUUCACCGAACCUUAUGAUGCGCGAGUCAGAUAUAUAGUUACACCAUUAUUUUCGAGAUGUCGCGACGGGGGAACCUUUCGCAAUGAUAUAAUUAUAUUUACCCUUAAUUAUAAUAGUUAAAUUAUGCAUACUAUACCAAGAGUGCUUUUCUCAAAUAAUGUAGUAAAUUUAAUAAGAGUGCUAUAUAUAAUAUUUAUAUAUUUGAAGUGUACCGAAAAAUGUACAGUUUGAAACUAAAUUUUCGUAUUGACAUAUAAAAGGCAAUUUUUAGUUUUGAAGAAACUUAGUUAUUGGAGUUAUUCUUUUAGGAAAAGAAUUCUUUUAUGUACUUCCUUACUAGCUUUAUCCUUUAGUGAUGAGAGUAGCUAGUUUAACUUAAAAUGGCAUCUUAUUUUGUUACGGAAUUCUUAUUAAGAUAGACAUGUUAGACAUAUCCAUGUAACUUGUAUUUGUCUUAAUGCGCCUUCCAUAUUGUUACAUAGAAUUGUGUUUUCAGUUAGGACCUAGACCAAUAGAGAAAAAUAAGAGGAAUUAUUGGUUUAAGUUAAAUAAAGAGAAAAAAGUAGAAACAUUUAAUUUAACCAGCUUUAACAACAUUGGUUAAUAUUUUAGGAGUACCUAUAAAUUUUUAAUUUAAAACUUAAUGUAUAUUAAUGAAUUUGAGUGUAAAACUUAUGUGUUGUUACAUUACAAAACCAAUCUACUUUUUUCUCUUAACUUUAUCCAGUAUAUUAGCUUACUCAUACGGUUAACAGUAUAUAUAUUUCCAUAAAUAAUAAAAUAACUCAUGAUUCUUAUGAAAAACUAUAAAGGUGCACCACAGUUAACUUUUGUGGAGCAACACUGCAAUAAAUGGUGAUGGCGUCUCGUGAAUAUAUAUUUUUUUGCUCAUUAAUGUUUUAAAUGUAACAUCUUUUAUUUAACCAUUGUUAAGUCAACACUCGGCAGUCCACGAGAUUGAUUGUAAACUUCUAUCGCUUUACUAUCACUUAUUUCGCUUCUAAAGACGUUUUGAAACAAGCACAAGAAGACUAUUUCUCACACUCGGCCAUCCUGACCACAGAAAGGUCAGUAUUUCACAGCCCGGCCGUUCUGACACGCAACACGUCCUUACGUUGUAGAAGUUUUUGUAACGGGUUCUCGCGAGUGCCAUAGAAAGGCUAAUUACUGAAUAACGCCUACGCCACAUUCUAUUACUCUAUUACUAUCAUUAUCACCGUACGUCUAGCUCUACGAGCACACUUGAUAUUGACGAAUAAUAUAAUUUUACUUUCCCUACCUUAAUACUGGCUGAAUUGUCCCAUUGGAUCUGUCCAAUGGGAGAUGCCAUUGUUUUAAGCGAAGCGUGCAAGAUGGUAACAUUAUAUAAUUUACCUAGUUGCCGCAGCACAGUGUUGCUCCAGAAAAAAUAACUUCAGUGUGGAUGCACCUAUGAGCAGCUUAUUGCAGAUUUUUAAAAACAUUUGUUUAUGUAAAUAUAUUCACUGUCAACCCACUCAUCUGAUUUAUGUUAUAAUAAGUAUCGAUAAUUAUGUGAUGAUAAACCAUUGAUGUUUUCCAAAACCAAAACAGUUACGUUACGUUUGCGUACCGCAAUUUUGUUGACUAUACGUUUAUGAAUAUUUGUAACAUUUGACUAACCAACAUGUUAAUGGACUGAGCGUUCUGUAUUUUUUAAUGAUGAAUUUUAUUGUGUAACAGGGUUGCAGUGACGCACCGAUUUCAAAUCGUAUACUAAAUUUUUGCAAAAUUUUAACUUUAUCAAGUGAAUAUUGAAUGCACGUACACGUUUAAGCAGUUACAAAAACGCGUUAUGUUUAGUUUUUUUUUUACCCGGCCAAGCUUUUUGUACUAUCAUGGUCUAAGAUAACAGAUAGCUGCUAUACAGGGUGGCUAACAUAAAUAACUGAAUUCCCGUUGCCAGGGAGGUUUUGAGAUUAUACUGAGCAACUUUUACUAUUGGCACAAACUUUUGGCCGGUCCAUUUUCUGUGGGAGGGUAUUUUUUUUUGUUCGCGAUUUCGGGGUUGGGUUGGUCCUAUAGUAAAAGUUGCUUAGUAUAAUCCCAAAACCUCCCUCUCAACGGGAAUGCAGUUAUUUUUUACCCACCGUGUAUGUAGUCUGAAAGACUAAUUUGUCCGUAGAAAAAGGUACAAUAUUAAAAAUUUGUAUGGAAGAACUACUUCAUGCGCCUAAUUUUUUUUUAAAUUGUAGCCUUUUUCUACUGACAAAAUUGAUUUGCCAGCUUUUAAAAGCAGCAUCCCACAGUGUGGACGCAUUAAAAUCCGAUUUUGAGCGUUUUGCGACUGCUUAGUACUGUGAGAAGUUUCACAAGCAACGUAUGUUUUUUCCAAGAGAUAGAAAGAUUUGUUUUGCCAAAAGCAAUAUCAUAUGUGGACCAACUACAUCUACAACUUAUACGCCAAUUAAUAAAUGUUCAAAUAAAACUCAACUUUAUAAAAGUAAUAAUGUGUGUGAAACGUAAAUAGGGAUGUGUCGAUCUUUUAUUAAUCGAUUACCACGAAUUGUCGAUUAGUAUUUUCGUUGUGUGAAUAUAAUCGAUCAAUCGAACCAACAUCGAGCGUCCCUAGUAAAUCUGUCGUCCUGGCAACCCAAAACAGCUGUGCGUAGGAGUACCUCAAAGGAAGUAAAAUGUAAUAAGAAAAUGUGCCUCAAUCGUUACCGACUUCACAAAAAAACAUAGGUAAAUAAAACUAGUGUUCUUUGAUAAAUCAGAUAUGUAUUUUUAUUAAAAGAAGUAAAGAUUAUGCAUUGUAAAUUAGCUGUAAAAGAAGAUUUAAUAUAAUUUGUUAAGCUUAUUGUCGAAGAUGUUUUAGAAAAGUUGAAGUUCGUCACUUGACCGUUAGCUUACGUUUUUUGUUAAUUACAUUUGUGCUUAAUUUGAUUGUGUUUGGUUAGGUCUGUGACGGAGUGUUAAGUUUACAAAAUAUAAAUAUCAAUUUUGUAAAACAUGGAGGGUAAUGAUGCCUUGGAGCCGUAAGGAUUGGCAAUGCUAAUAUUGAGAAGAAGCUAAAACAAAUUUUAUAACUAUACAUAUUAGUUAAAGGUAAAGGAUUAUUGUAGAUUUUAUUUUUUGAUUUGAAUAAAGUUUGUACGAAAUAGAA
Molecule: messenger RNA, 6007 nt
Organism: Cydia splendana
Lineage: Eukaryota; Metazoa; Arthropoda; Insecta; Lepidoptera; Tortricidae
Gene: Pp2C1
Exons: 6
Coding region: 172-2508 (778 amino acids)
Biological process (GO): peptidyl-threonine dephosphorylation; negative regulation of gene expression, epigenetic
Molecular function (GO): cation binding; protein serine/threonine phosphatase activity; mitogen-activated protein kinase binding
Source: RefSeq, a predicted model, not a curated record